AUGGAGUCUCAUGGGGCCGGACUCCGCCGUGUUCUGGUGCUCGCCUUCUGCGUCGCCGGCAUUUGGUGGGUUUAUAUAUAUCAGUGUGUGGGCGUACAGUGUAAGUGUUUUCCUUUCGAAGCUCUAUUAACUGAUAUCUUCAAGGUCGGUGCCGUUUUGAGUCUCACAGAUGAUGUGUUGCUGUGGAAUGGUUUACAAUUGGAGUUGGAGAUAAUUAGGGCACAAUAUAUGGAUUGUGUGGAACUUCAUUUAUACAACAACGUUGAAUGUGUUGAAUUUUUGCUUGUUCUGGCAAAAUCCUCUAAAAUGAUUCCAGUGAUGCUGAUGGGUACCCUUGUUUAUGGUGUCAGAUACACUUUACCUGAGUAUGUUUGUACUCUCCUUGUUGCCGGUGGGGUAUCAGUAUUUGCACUUUCAAAGACAAGCUCGAAGACCAUCAGCAAGCUGGCACACCCAAAUGCUGCACUUGGAUACGGACUCUGUUUCUUAAACCUCGCCUUUGAUGGGUUCACAAAUUGUACUCAGGAUUCAAUUACAGCAAGGCACAAUGGAUUGAUAUCUGCAGAGAUAUGA
Messenger RNA from Ilex paraguariensis (yerba mate), 573 nucleotides. The record is from the annotation of a GenBank genome assembly. NCBI's taxonomy places the organism in Eukaryota, Viridiplantae, Streptophyta, Magnoliopsida, Aquifoliales, Aquifoliaceae.